GUUUAAAUAUUAAUUUAUUUUAUUUGUUGACAAAAUAAAUAGUCUAACGAAGAAGAGAAUGAUAUAAAUGAGUAUACAGCCUUGAAAAUGUAAGGGCUAAAUGCACUGCAAUGAAAACCUCUGCCAAAGGCAUCCAUAUAAUGCAAAAUGAUGAAUUACACACUGACUGAAAGAAUUGUAUGAACAAAAUUCUAAAUGGGUUCUAAGUGUAAAUUGCCUUUUCAACAGUGCAAUAAAGGGUGGAGAGAUAAAACCUGAACCAUGGAGCUCGCGCUUUUGCCAUGUAAGAGGAUGGUGAGAAAGGCUGGGAGAUUGCUAUCUCAGUGACGUGCAUACAGGCAAUAUUUCAUUGCGCCAGCAGGACAGAGCAACAAGAACAUCACCUGAAAACCACCUGAAGAUCAAAACAUCAACCAGUGAACGCCAUCACUCUGAGCAGGCAAAAGGAUUAUCAGAAGCUAUCAUAUAUGCAUUAUUAUUUUGGUGAAAUUGUCAGAAAUGUAUAUAUUAUGAUACGCGCAAACGCGCACCUUGAUCCGCUCCUGGACUCUAAAAAAAACUUUAAAGGGUUUUUAAAAGCGCAGGAAAAUCUCCAUUGAGUUUCUCUUCUGGGGAAUCAAUAAACCAGGAGAACAAACUGCAGAGUUGUUGUUUCUGGCGACGCGUAAAAACAAGCUGACAGUAAAGAUGAACAUCCAAAACAGCAGUGAAUUAGAGAGACCUGAGAUCAACAUAGACUUUGAUGCACCUGAAAAAUCAUUAUUCGGCAUUGGCACCGACAACUUCGUCACUCUUCUGAUUUUCGGACUCAUUUUUUCUCUGGGUGUCCUGGGAAACUCUCUGGUCAUCACCGUCCUGGCGCAACGCAAACCUGGACAGCACCGCAGCACCACCAACAUUUUCAUCUUGAACUUGAGUAUCGCAGAUCUGUCGUAUCUUCUCUUCUGCAUCCCUUUUCAGUCAACAGUCUACAUGUUGCCCACCUGGAUCCUGGGUGCCUUUAUUUGCAAGUUCAUCCACUACUUUUUUACAGUGUCCAUGCUGGUGAGCAUCUUCACUUUAUCUGCCAUGUCGGUAGACAGGUACAUCGCCAUCGUGCACUGCAGGAAGUCGUCGUCGAUCAGAGUUGCGCGGCAUGCAUUGAUCGGGGUGAUGGUGAUAUGGGUGCUGUCUUUCGCCAUGGCCACCCCUGUUGCCUAUUACCAGGGCAUCGUGGAAAGCGAGGAUAACAGUACGUUUUGCUGGGAAGUGUGGCCAGACCACAGCAGGAGGAAAAUUUAUGUGGUGUGCACAUUUGUGUUUGGAUAUGUGCUGCCGUUGAUUCUGAUAUCUUUCUGUUAUGCUAAGGUCCUCAAUCAUUUGAAUAAAAAACUGAAAAAUGUUUCCAAAAAGUCUGAAGCAUCUAAAAAGAAGACUGCUCAGACAGUACUGGUGGUCGUGGUGGUCUUCUGCCUCUCCUGGCUGCCCCAUCACGUGGUUCAUCUCUGGGUCGAGUUUGGCUCCUUCCCCCUCAACCAGGCGUCCUUCGUGUUCCGGGUGGCCGCUCACUGUCUAGCCUAUAGCAACUCUUCAGUUAACCCUGUUAUAUACGCGUUCCUCUCUGAGAACUUUAGGCAGGCGUAUAAGCAGGUUUUUCGGUGUCAGGUUACUUCUGAAUGUCCCACGAAUGAAGCCAGAGAGAUGAAGAGCAAGAUGGAGGCAGGGCCGUCCACCAAUUGCACAACUGUGUGACAUCUGCGGCUGUAAUGUUUGUCAUAUUCAUGAUGCCUUUCAAAGGCUCAGGAGAAGACAAGGACCUUGAUUCGAACUGAGCAUAAUUCAUCACUGUUUAAUGUUGGUCAAUGCAUUGGUUAUAUUAUUAGUACAUUUCAUGAAUUAAGCCUUGUGUGAUGAUGAUGAAAAUAGGCAUUUUCUCUGUGCUUACUCAUGAUGAUGUAAUUCUGGGUGUAUCAUUUGCUAGAGAUCUAAAAUAGUAAGAGUAAAAAUGUUUGGGACCUGUAGUCUGAGUGAAAUUAAAUCCGAAAUUUAAUCAGCUGUUAAGUCAUGCCAUCAUAGACUUUAACCUGAGUCUACAGAAUACAUGUUUAAAAUUAUAUUGGUUUCCUAAAGGUAUCCAAACAAGAUUUCUGUUCAAGUUAAAUUUAAGAACCACCCCAGGCACCUCUGAAUAAGAUGACUCCAGGCGACCCAUCACUUGAAGAAUAUGAAAUGAACAUCAUCACGAUUAAAAUUGAUAAGUGUCCUUAACUUUGAUGGGAACUCAGAAACUCAAUCUAUAUGCGUUACACUAAGUGCACACUCUGGACUGAAAAAUCCAAUCAUAAGACGCCGAACUGCCCUAGGGUCACGAUAAGUGGUUAUGUAUAUCUGUUCAUUUAUUCACAAGAGACAUGACAAGAUUACCGCUGGGAUAAAUGUACCUGAAUUACUGAUAAUGGAUUAUACUGUAAGAAGGUCGUGCAGGCUGCAUUGUCACGAUCUCACAACUCACAGAAUGGAGGAGGGGGGUGUUAUUGAAAAAUGUACUUUAAUAUUUUAAUUGA
Molecule: messenger RNA, 2543 nt
Organism: Paramisgurnus dabryanus
Lineage: Eukaryota; Metazoa; Chordata; Actinopteri; Cypriniformes; Cobitidae
Gene: galr1a
Product: galanin receptor 1a
Biological process (GO): positive regulation of cytosolic calcium ion concentration; G protein-coupled receptor signaling pathway; negative regulation of adenylate cyclase activity
Cellular component (GO): plasma membrane
Molecular function (GO): galanin receptor activity
Source: RefSeq, a predicted model, not a curated record